UUCACCCAGAAGAUGAGAAAAAGGCAACAAUUCCAACUUGAAGACAAGACUGAUUCCAUCGAGAUCGUCAUGUGGGGGGAAGCCACCAAGCAAUGCAAAGGGUUAUCAGUUGGAGAUGUCGUUAUGGUUACCAACAUGAAGACCAAUAGGUACUAUGAAAACGUAUCGCUGAACUCAACUGUGUACACCAGAAUUGAAAAGAUGGAUCCGUCAAGAUCCGUCCCUAAAACCAGCCGAAACCUCCUGGAGAGACGUCUCUAUUCUUCUGAAGCAAACUCAAGUCCAAACGAGGCAAUCCCAGCAGAGAAAAAGCUGUUGAAAGUUCGUAAAGAUUUUGUAGAAGGAGUGUCUGAUGCUAAUCUAAACCAGCUUCUGGAUAAACUCCUUCAUGAUGGUGUUAUCAAUGAUGAGGAAAUGCAGUCAGUCAAUACAAAAACCAGAGCAGACAAAGCACGAGACCUGAUCGACACGGUGCGAAGAAAGGGAACUAAAGCCAGCUCACUUCUGAUCAAUACUCUCCGUGAGGUGGAUCCCCUCCUUUCUGAAAAGCUGAAAUUAAUCUGAAGCUAAA
This is a messenger RNA of Perca flavescens (yellow perch), 571 nucleotides long. RefSeq names its product putative inhibitor of apoptosis. Gene Ontology annotation, molecular function: cysteine-type endopeptidase activity. The coding region runs from base 13 to 564 and encodes 183 amino acids. Gene Ontology annotation, cellular component: NLRP3 inflammasome complex; IPAF inflammasome complex; AIM2 inflammasome complex. Lineage: Eukaryota; Metazoa; Chordata; Actinopteri; Perciformes; Percidae. Gene Ontology annotation, biological process: regulation of inflammatory response; regulation of apoptotic process; proteolysis. The record is from RefSeq and is a predicted model, not a curated record. The transcript is spliced from 3 exons.